This is a messenger RNA of Syngnathoides biaculeatus (alligator pipefish), 6639 nucleotides long. RefSeq names its product adhesion G protein-coupled receptor B2 (gene adgrb2). Bases 874 to 5877 code for a protein of 1667 amino acids. Gene Ontology annotation, biological process: adenylate cyclase-activating G protein-coupled receptor signaling pathway; cell surface receptor signaling pathway; negative regulation of angiogenesis. The record is from RefSeq and is a predicted model, not a curated record. Gene Ontology annotation, molecular function: G protein-coupled receptor activity. Lineage: Eukaryota; Metazoa; Chordata; Actinopteri; Syngnathiformes; Syngnathidae. Gene Ontology annotation, cellular component: plasma membrane. The transcript has 37 exons.
AGGAAACCAAAGAUCUCUGCUCCUACAGUUAGCGUUUGUAUUUCCACUUGUGAAUGCAAGUGUGUGUGUUUUCACAAAGUCUGAGGAUACCUUUCAGGUUGCUAGUUUUUUUUUUUUUUUUUUUUUUUUGUGGCGCAGGGUUGCAAAGUGGAGUUGAAAAGAUCUGUGGAUCUCACAGCCAUGCUUGCACGUCAUCCACGGCAAUUUCCAAACUUGGGUUGAGCUUGAACGGGAAGAUCAAUAGUAUGCUCAUUGAGUGGUUGGAAUUUUGACUAGUAUUUAGAAAUGGUGAGGUUUUCUUGAUUUGGGGAGCAAAAUGGUUCCACACGCUAGGAUUAAAAUAGGGUUAACGCUACAGUGACCUUCUCAUCCUCUGUAUAUAUGGAUACUGUCGGACCCCCUCCUGUGUACUUGACGUAACACGUCUGCUUGCCAGAGGACACCUGCCGACUCUCAGACUCCAACAUCACGAGUCGGUGAAGAGUAAUUUGUCGCAGCAUGCUUAACAGCACCAGGAAGAGCCUCAUUCAUACCCCCUUUCUGAUUCUCUGCGAUGCAUGAAACUUGAACUCAGGACAGAAUACAGGAUGAAUGGAGUCAAACAACGGCAAGACACAGAGAAGCAAGGGAGACUGACGGAAAACCAGAACAGUGGAGGCAGAGAUGACAAAAACAAAAGCUGCCGUGCCCGACGUGUGAUUAACACGUUGAUGGGCCAGGCCAUAACAAGCUAACUGCUCCUGGUGAGCAUGGCAACAUCCGUCAUCAGAGUGUAAAUUGGUGACGAGGCAACACUGCAGCGCGCGUCUGCUCAUUAGCGAUUCUGUACCGCUAUACAAACAAGGCUUCAAAAACAAGGACGAAUGUCAUAGGAUGAAAACUGCUGGUGGGGUGUAUCUGUCUGUGCUGUCCUCUCUCCUGGCUGCGCUUGGGGCCCUGGCUGCUGUGUCCGCCCUCGCUUUGGCUCCUCUGUCCGCCCUGGCCAACGUUGCCUAUGGGGCCACCGAUGUCAUCCCCGGUGCCGGGGUAGCGGGACCCCCCUCACCCAUUUCCACUUCGUGCUCCAGCUUGGUAGCUGGGGUGCUCUAUGGCUCUUUCUCCCUAAGGGAACUUUUCCCCUCCAGGGCUCCAGGGUGCUCCUGGUCCCUGGAAAACCCGGAUCCCACCAAGUAUUCCCUCUACCUCCGCUUCAACCGCCAUCCUUCAAUCUGCCGGACGUACUCCCCCAUGCUGCUUUCUCUUGAUCACCACCUGGCCAAUCAAAGCUGCCCGCUUCACUUAGAGGCAACUUCAAUUCCGGAUCAAGAAGUCAUCGAUCUCUGUAGAAGCCACUCCAACUCGGAUGCUCUUUACUCCUUCCUGCAGUUUGAUAAGAACUUCGUGCAACUAUGUUUAAGCAGACAUCCAGCCGCAGACCAACCUCAGGUAUCCAAGGAUUUACUGGAGAUGAGGCUGGUGGAGGUUUUACUCAUUAACAACGAGAACUCAAGUCAGUUCACCUGCGGCGUGCUAUGCCGAUGGUUUGAGGAAUGUUUACGAACUGGUGACCGCAAAGAAGAGGAUGUCCUGACACGGGAUGGUUGUGGAUUGACACAGACGGGCUGCAUAUGUCCAAAUCACAAUAUCAUGCCACCUUCUACCCCGCUGAUACCUGAAUCACCUCACAGUUUCAGCAACGGUUCACUGGUUCCGGAUGACUGCUGUGUGACUGAACUCCAUUCUAAAGACGCAAUCGUCAUAGCGCCCAGAGAAGUUCGACAAGACCCGUAUGACGACGACUUGAAGGUGAAGACGCAAAGACCGAGAUCAGCUGACCAGCCAGGUGUGUUUCAGGCACAAACAGGCGACCCGGCAGCUGAGGAAUGGUCUCAGUGGAGCGUGUGCUCUCUGACGUGCGGACACGGCUGGCAAGUGAGGACGCGCUCGUGUGUUUCGUCCCCUUACGGAACGCUGUGCAGCGGUGCCCUGCGAGAGACGCGCAUGUGCAACAAUACGGCUUCCUGUCCCGGGGAACCAGGGAUAAUAAGCUCAGUGCAUGGACUGUGGCACGAGUGGUCCUCAUGGAGUCUGUGCUCUGUGACUUGUGGGCGGGGCUCCAGGACUCGAACCAGGAAGUGUGUGAACGAAGGUGGGGCAGUGCCUUGCGGAUGGCCCGAGACGCAGACCAAACUCUGCAACAUAGCAGUGUGUCCUGUGGAGGGCAAAUGGUUGGAGUGGGGCCCCUGGUCGAGAUGCAGCGUCUCCUGCAACACGGGCACCCAGCAGAGGCAGAGACGCUGCAGCGGGUCCGUGCACGGCUGGGCCGAGUGCAAGGGCCCCCAUCAAGAGAACAGAGAGUGCACCAACCCUUCAUGCACUGGUGGGGGCAACUGGGGCAGCUGGAAUCCCUGGAGCGACUGCAGCAAGACAUGUGACUCCGGGUGGCAGCGGCGCUCCAGGACGUGCGAGGGCAACGGGGAGCAAGGGUACCCCUGCGAGGGCUCGGCUGAGGAGGUUCGGUCCUGCAAUGAAAAGAAGUGCCCUGCUCCUCACGAGAUAUGUAAAGACGAGAACCUCCUCACCAUCUCAUGGAAGAGAGCCUCAGCUGGCGAAACCGUUUACAACAAGUGUCCAACAAACGCUACUGGAUCUGCUAGUCGUCGUUGCAUGCUGGACAAUAAUGGAGUUGCUUUCUGGGGUCCUCCGAGCUUCGCCAGAUGCGUCUCAGUUGAAUAUAGAUAUUUACAUAUAUCUUUACGAGAGCAUCUCGCGAAGGGUCAGAGGACCCUGGCCGGGGAGGGGAUGUCUCAGAUCGUAAGAAGUCUCCUGGAGCUUUUGCAGAGGAGGAGCUACUACAGUGGCGACCUUCUCUUUUCCACGGAGAUCUUGCGAAAUGUGACGGACACCUUCAAAAGAGCAACGUACAUCCCAGCUCCUGACGACGUGCAGAAAUUUUUCCAGAUAAUCAGCCACAUGUUGGACAUGGAAAACCUCGAGAAGUGGGAAGACGUGCACCAGGUCGCCCCCGGUGCCGCCUUGUUGAUGAGAAUUUUAGAAGAUUUCAUUCAUCUCAUUGGCGAAGCCCAAAAGCCUUUCCAGAGUUUUUUAGUUGUUACCAACAACCUUAUGAUAACUAUCCAGCGAGAGCCCGUUUCAGCAGUUUCCAGUGAUAUUAACUUCCCCGUGAAGGGCCGGAGGGGGAUGAAGGACUGGGCAAGAACAGCAGAGGACAAGCUCUAUAUCCCGAAGGAGGUCUUUACUGUACCAAAUGAAGAGGCGGAGACAAAUUCCGAGUCAACGAUGUACUAUGUCAUUGGCGCCAUCCUGUACAGAACGUUGGGCAAUAUUUUACCAGCACCAAACCAACCUGCAGUGAUCAACUCCAAGAUCCUGACAGUGACAAUCCGACCGGAAUUACAACCCGGUGAUCCUGUGGUGGUGGUGGAGCUCGCUCCCCUUUUCAAUGGUACAUCCGAUGCUCAGUGCGUCGUCUGGGACUACGGCAACCCGGAAGCUGGUGCUGAAAACUGGGGCACAGAAGGCUGCCAAACGCUCACAUCAACCACUGUCCAAACCAAAUGCCUGUGCAGCAGGAUAUCCACCUACGCUGUGUUAGCGCAGCAAGCUAAAGAGCCGGAAAUGGGUCCCACUGGCAUGCCCUCGGUGCCCCUCAUGGUGGGCUGUGGGGUCUCCUGCACCGCUCUGCUCAUCCUCCUUCUUAUCUACGCUGCCUUCUGGAGGUACAUCCGCUCAGAGAGGUCCAUCAUCCUGGUGAAUUUUUGCCUUUCCAUCCUGGCCUCCAAUUUAUUGAUUUUAGUGGGACAAUCACAAACCCUCAGCAAGGGCCUCUGUACGGUGACUGCUGCCUUUCUCCAUUUCUUCUUCUUGGCCUCGUUUUGCUGGGUGCUGACUGAAGCUUGGCAGUCCUACCUGGCGGUCAUCGGCAAAAUGAGGUCGCGACUCAUUCGCAAGCGCUUUCUGUGCCUCGGCUGGGGUCUUCCAGCCUUAGUCGUAGCAGUGUCGGUCGGGUUCACCAGAGCAAGAGGUUACGGCACUGUCAGCUAUUGCUGGUUAUCCCUUGAAGGAGGUUUGCUCUACGCCUUUGUUGGACCUGCUGCUGUCAUUGUAUUGGUGAAUAUGCUCAUUGGGAUCGUGGUGUUUAACAAGCUCAUGGCUCGAGACGGCAUUUCAGACAAGUCAAAAAAGCAGCGAGCGGGUGUCCCGGUGGAGGCGCGUAGCCGACUUCUCCUGAAAUGCUCCAAGUGCGGCGUGAUCUCGAGCACAGCACUCUCCAGCUCGACUGCCAGCAGCGCCAUGGCGUCUCUGUGGAGCUCCUGUGUGGUUCUUCCUCUGCUGGCCCUCACUUGGAUGUCAGCUGUGUUGGCUAUCACAGAUCGCCGCUCCACACUUUUCCAGGUCCUCUUUGCUGUCUUUGACUCGGUCCAAGGUUUCGUAAUCAUCACUGUGCACUGCGCCAUGCGAAGAGAGGUGCAGGAUGCGAUGCGCUGUCGGAUGGGGGGAUGCAAAGACGACAGCGAAAACUCGCCAGACUCCUGCAAGAACGGACAGGUGCAGAUCAUGACCGAUUUUGAGAAGGACGUGGACUUGGCAUGCCAAACAGAGAGAGGACACCCAUUCAUUUUCAAGGAAGUGAACACCUGUAACCCAGCCACCAUCACUGGUACCUUGUCCCGGAUAUCCCUGGAUGACGACGAUGACCCCAAACUUGCUGUUCAUCAGGACGGGGGAGUUGGGGUCAACUUCAGCUCCCUUCCUGGGAACAUCCCCCCUCCCAACCUUAUCGUGCAGGUUCCACCACUUGGAGGGCUCAAUGAGCUGAGCGAGACACCACUGAAGAAGGAGAUGAAUGUCGAUCAGCAGAGACAACAGGCGCAGCAGCGCUGCGGCGCGCCAAUCUACUUGUGCACCGAGAGUGGCCUGGGGUGGGCGAGACCGCCCGGCUCCUCCAACACCUCCCAGGAUGGAAGUGCUGGAAGUGGGGGGAGUGGCGGCGGAGGAGGCAGCGGAGGAGAGGGGGACUACAUGGUCUUACCUCGACGGACAGUCAGCAUCAAACCUCCAAUGCCGUCCUCCCAAGGAGGAGGCCUGGGACUGGGAGGCGAAGACAAGCCUCUCAACAUCGCCGUGGAGGACCCCCCCUUUCCUCCUCCCCCAUCUCCCUUGACCCUCCAUCCUGCUGAGAGCGAGGCCUACCCGGCGGACUUUGUGCCGUCCAGUGUGGCCGACAUGAACAUCAACAUGAACCUGAACCGCUCCUACGGGACAAUCAAAACGAUGCCCCACGGACACGGCCACGUGAUGGCUCCGGGUGGUCUUGUACGCUCCCACGGAGGCCACAUGCAUACUCAUGGGCAUUCGCUCCAGCUGAAGCCAGGCCAGAGGCCGUCCGUCAGACAAAUUCUGACUGGGGGAACCACGAUGGAGAGAACCAGAACCCUGCCACGCAACCUGGGCAGUAACAAUGCCAAUGCUAGCCACUCAGCGGGAUCCCUCGAGAGGAAAAGAGUACGAUACUCUGAGCUGGACUUUGAGAAAGUGAUGCACACUCGCAAAAGACACUCUGAGCUGUACCAUGAGCUCAACCACUCCUCCAAGUUCCACACCAUAGACAGGUAUAGCAGGGACCCGGCCAUGUCCGCAUUCAAGAAGGAAAAGCGAUGGAGCAUUUCAUCUGCUGGAGGUGAAAAGAACUCAUCCAGUGACAAGUCGAUCCCGGAGGACAGAAGCUCGUGGGACAGUUUUAAGACCAUGACCCCCGAGCUGACCAUCAUGCCGGGGGAGCAGAAAGACCGCAUGGAGCUUCACAAUAAGAACUGGGACUCGUCUUCUGCAAAUACCCCGGACUCAUCUGAGGGUGACUUCCAGACUGAAGUGUGAUUGCCCUCCAAUGUCCACGCACAGACAUCAAGGCACUGAACUCCAGAAGAGAUUUACUUCAAAACACAUUUGAAAAUACACACAUAAGGACAAAUACGUCUCCCGCAACAGGCUCUGUUGGAUUCCGGGCUCACUUUGUUUACUGCUGCAGUGGACAGACAUGAAGAAAAGACUGUUCUAAUCUAUAUUUUCACAGAGACUACUCAAAAGACAGAACAGGAACUUGACGCGUCUGUGACUGAAGACCAUUUUUAAGUGAACGAAGAAACUCUGAAAGUGUAUUUCAAAGAAAAUGUUCAUUGCGGACAGCAACAACAACAACAAACAAAACAGUUACUUGAUUUUCUGUGGGGGGGGGAACAAAAGGAAGACUUUCUGCACCGUUCAGCUCUUUUUAUAGCGAUGGGAGGGGGGGGGGAAAUCUCACACAGUUGACACCCCCCUCCCACCUCAUGACCCCCCAGCCACUCUUGCUUUCAUUUAAUUACUUUGCCCCUCUAAUCAAUGAUACAAACAUUGUAGUUCUCAGUAUUUUCUCUUAUUUUCUUAUGUUUCACUUGUUUUUCUUUUUUUUAAUGCUCUUUCAUUUGGAGAGGUUGGGGUUAGGGGAGUGGGAUAAGCUGUUCACAAAUAUGUGCCAUCCUCUUAUUCAGGUUUCAGGUCAAAAGUCCCAUCUUGACACCCCGCACACAUCCUGUGUUAACAUUGCAUUCCACGUUUUGUGUAUUUUCUAUGGUUUAAUUAAAUAAAUGUCCUCCCGUA